AUGUUUGCUUUUGUGCCAAGCAAACCCAGAUUUGAGUUGCCUGUGGCCCCAUACUGCGAUUCAGAUGACCUCAGUGAGGAAUCAUCGGAUGCGGAACAGAAUGAGGAUACGGGAUUGGUCGAGGAUGUUUCUCAAACCUACGAUACACUCAGUCCGGACACGAAACGUCACGGGGAAUUAUAUCCAUGGUUGAAUGCAAAACCAAUAAGAGAUGUUCCUCCAGUUCCACCAUUAGCCGGACAAGAUUUUCCCGAAUCCGGGGGUGAUUUGAUCGAAUUUCCCGUGAUUCGGGAUCUGGUACCAACCUAUGCAUGUUACACUUGUAAACAUUGCGAGACUGUUCAAAAAGAAGAAAUCCUCAUCGAAGACGAAUGCACAGAAUGUGCUCGUGCCCGACCUUCGGUUAACCCAUUGUACCGCACGAUCGAGGAGCUCCAGACUCGAGUGGCGCUCGAGGCCGCACACAUCUGUUUUGCUGAGCCUUAA
Molecule: messenger RNA, 486 nt
Organism: Echinostoma caproni
Lineage: Eukaryota; Metazoa; Platyhelminthes; Trematoda; Plagiorchiida; Echinostomatidae
Source: the annotation of a GenBank genome assembly